Molecule: messenger RNA, 1820 nt
Organism: Aedes aegypti (yellow fever mosquito)
Lineage: Eukaryota; Metazoa; Arthropoda; Insecta; Diptera; Culicidae
Product: phospholipase B1, membrane-associated
Exons: 6
Coding region: 334-1590 (418 amino acids)
Biological process (GO): phospholipid metabolic process
Molecular function (GO): glycerophospholipase activity
Source: RefSeq, a predicted model, not a curated record
CAGAUUGCUCUCAGAACGAAUCGGCAUCACGAGCUGCCACUGUUGCGUUAGUGCUACUCGAAGCCUGACGCCGAUCAAACGUGAUUCUUGAAAAGUGUCGUUCCGGUCGUUCGCGGUCGUGCUUCCUGAUGGCGAGAGCGUUGAGAUUGUGAACGUGCGUGAGAUUUUUAGAUUGUCGUUUUAAGGCAAAUCUCAAUUCAGUUGCGAUCGGACUUCGGACUACAAGUCACUUAGGUAAUCUGCAUCUUCUGUCGUGCGUAGCGAGUGGUCAUGCGUUGUACCGGUAGUGCUCUCAAGUGGACAGAUAGUGAUUAAGAACAACCGCAGAAGAAAAUGAGUAGUGUCAUAAAGAAACGAAGUUUUUUGCUACCAGUGAUCGUAAUUGUGCUGACGCUUAGUAUUGGGGGGACACGGUCAGCGGACAUCACCGAUCGGACAUCCCCCCUGGAUAGUGAUAUGAUGAGAAAUUUGUUCCAUUCGAUGCGCAAAUGGAUGUUCAAUAUGGUGGGAAGAACGGGACUGAGGACACGUGGACACUUCCUGCAGGAUAAAAUUCCGGACGAUUUGCCAUUUCCGUGCAAUGUCUCACUGGGAAGAAGCCGGCGAACGCCGAAUAGUGUACACAAGCUACGGCCAGGUGAUGUCAACGUUAUAGCUGCCAUGGGAGAUUCACUAACAGCAGCCAGUGGUGCGGCGUCUACUAACGUAAUGGAUUUGUACAUGGAAAACCGUGGCCUUGCUUGGAGCAUCGGAGGUCAAUGGAACUGGCGCAACGUGACGACGCUGCCAAACAUUUUGAAAGAAUUCAAUCCCCAGCUCGUCGGUUAUUCCCUGGGCGAUGCCUAUCCAUUCCACCGCGAAACGCAGUUCAACAUGGCUGAAAUAGGCGCAGUUUCGUACGACAUACCAUUCAUGGCACGUUCGUUGGUCAAAAGAAUUCGUUCCGAUCCUAGGGUGAACUUCAAGCGGGACUGGAAGAUGAUCACAAUUACCAUCGGGGGGAAUGACAUAUGCUCGUUUGUGUGUGCUAUGGAACGUCCAGAUGAUCUUCCGCAGAAGCAUCGAUUGAGGAUGAUCAGGGCACUUCGCUAUCUACGAGACAAUAUGCCGAGAACGUUCGUGAAUAUCGUUUCAGUGCCAUCUGUAGAAACGGUAGUAUCACUCGAAUCGAAGCCGGGAGUGUGUCACACUCUUCAUCACGGUGAAUGUUCCUGCUGGGUCGGGACUGCCUACAAUCAGACUGACGAAACAAGACAACGAUGGAAGAUCAUUCAGGAGGGAAUGGUUAAGGUGGAAAAAGAAGUUUCACAGAUGGACGAGUUUCGUCGCCUAGAUGGAUUUGCCGUGGUCUACCAGCCGUGGUCAACGCACUUAUCGCUCAAAAUGAACGGUAGAGAUGUGGACUACUCCUUAUUAGCAUACGACUGUUUUCACAUGAGCCAAAAAGGAAACGCGUAUGCUGGAACAGCGCUGUGGAACAAUCUGCUGGAACCGGUGGGAAAUAAAAGUCUCAACUGGCGGCCGCUGUUCGAAAAUUUCCGAUGCCCCACUGAAAAGACGCCCUACAUCUACACCUACGAUAACAGCUAAGACCCCACCGAAGAAAGUGAACUGAAACGACGACCUAGCUUUGCUUUUGUGCAGUCCUCGCUCACAAUGAGCACUUUAAUUUUAGUUUAAUUUAUUCCACCAAACUGUUGCAAUGUUAGAAUGUCAGACAGUAGGCUUCAGUACCUUGCCGUCAGCUUGAUUGAUUUCAAUUAGAUCAGUAAGUUAGGUAAGCCCAAUAAAACUGCGCUAAUUGUGCAUCUAAACUCGAA